This is a messenger RNA of Anarrhichthys ocellatus (wolf-eel), 2986 nucleotides long. RefSeq names its product STE20 related adaptor alpha (gene strada). Gene Ontology annotation, biological process: protein export from nucleus; activation of protein kinase activity; protein phosphorylation. Gene Ontology annotation, molecular function: ATP binding; protein serine/threonine kinase activator activity; protein kinase activity. Bases 726 to 2165 code for a protein of 479 amino acids. The record is from RefSeq and is a predicted model, not a curated record. Gene Ontology annotation, cellular component: serine/threonine protein kinase complex. NCBI's taxonomy places the organism in Eukaryota, Metazoa, Chordata, Actinopteri, Perciformes, Anarhichadidae. The transcript has 12 exons.
AAAUAACACCAUUUGUUUUUUGCUAAAAUAUGUCACGGUAGGUGCUUUAGCUAACGGUAACGUUAAUCUACUAUUGCUAGCCAUGCUGCGCCCUUUGCAUUAGCAAGCCAUUCUAUAUAGCCGAGCGCAGUUUGUGACUUAUCUGCUAUAAAUUAGCUAUUUGGUUUUAUCUGGUCUGAUCAGAUUCACGUUACGUCGCUUGCUAUCGUUGGGAGUCAGCAUCUCUGUGUUCGCAUGACAGCCACCAUUAUAAAACAUAGAAUGUUGAGUGAUUUCAACCGCAACAUCUUGCAUGAAUAAAAAUAAUCAUCCUUUAAAGCCAACACUGACCACUGAGAUCAUCUGGCUGAUAGACUCGACUUAAUAAGGUUAAAAGGUUAAUAUGUUUGGUUAUGUUCCAGAACAUAAGUCAUUUCACUGAUUAUCAUUAAAACCUUCAAAUAUGUUUUGUUCUAAGCAGAUGUGUGCUAUUUGUCAGCAUCUUGUUUUUAUUCUAUUAUAGACUUCUAAAGUGUAAUAAUGAUCAUUUAUAAUCAUUGACUCUCAUUGGCAAAGAUGAUUCAACCAGAGGUUAGUCCUCAUCUGAUUCAGUGGUGCCAAUAUAUUUAUUACAAAUGGAGAAAGAAGGAAUGACAGAAGGUGUGCGCUUGUAGUAUUUGCUUUGUUGUGUAUGUGGAUGCACAUUCUGUAGAUAUUCUGACAAUAAAGUGAAAUCGCAUAAAUGAAUGAGCAUGAAAGACCAACCAAACGUGUCCCCAGCAGAAGGAGACCAAACAGAGACGUCCUCUGCUUCAGAGCUUUUUCGUUUGUCUUUAAAGGUUUCCCCUGGAUGUGUUUUCAGCUUCUCAUAUGUAACCCACUCAAGAGGAUCCAUGUCUUUUCUUCGUUGGGUAUCUGAGAAACUGAGUGUGGAGAGCCUGCGGGACUUGGAGUUAUUUGGAGAGCAAGCUCAGGGAUUCUCUCACAGGAAAGCCCAUGAGGACAGCCAGGAGAGUCUGACCUCCCUCCCACGUCGGGACACCAUGGGCAGCUUCCUCCCGGACAGCAGCUCCUACGAGCUCCUCACUGUUAUCGGCCGGGGCUUGGACGAAUUGAUGACGGUGAACCUGGCUCGAUACAGACCCACCGGGGAGCACGUAGCCAUCCGACGGAUUGACUUGGAGUCGUGCACUUACGACAUGGUUAUCUACCUGCAGGGCGAACUACAUGUGUCAAAGUUGUUUCACCACUCCAGUAUCGUACCCUACAAGAGCAUCUUUAUAGCUGAGAAUGAGCUGUGGGUCAUCUCCCCCUUCAUGGCCUAUGGGUCAGCCAGAGAUCUGAUCUGCUCGCAUUUCGCUGAUGGUAUGACUGAGCUGACCAUCGCAUACAUUUUGCUGGGCAUGCUCAAAGCUCUUGAAUACAUCCACCACAUGGGAUAUGUGCACCGGAGUGUGAAGGCCAGCCAUGUGUUGAUCUCAGCCGACGGACAGGUCUGCAUGUCCGGCCUGCGGAGCAUCUUCAGUCUGAUCCGCCACGGCCAGAGGGCCAGAGUGGUCCACGACUUCCCCCAGUACAGCGUUAAGGUGCUGCCCUGGCUCAGCCCGGAGGUGCUGCAGCAGAACCUGCAGGGCUACGACUUUCGGUCAGACAUCUACAGCCUCGGCAUCACAGCCUGUGAACUGGCCAAUGGACACGUGCCCUUCAAAGACAUGCCAGCUACACAGAUGCUGCUGGAGAAGCUGAAUGGGACGGUGCCGUGUCUGCUGGACACCACCACUAUCCCACCAGAGGAGCUGUCGAUGAAACCGUCUCGCUCCGGGGCCGACUCCGGCAUCUGCGAGGGUCCGGGAGCCGGAGGUGUUCGCCACUCCAACGGAGAGCCCUCCUCCUCCUCGUCGACAGGCGGACAUCCCUACAACCGGACGUUCUCCGCACACUUCCACGGCUUCGUCGAGCUGUGUCUGCAGCGGGACCCGGAAAAGAGACCGUCUGCCACCACUCUCAUAGGUCAUCCAUUCUUCAAACAGAUCAAACGCCGGCCCUCAGAGGCGCUGCCUGAGCUGUUGCGGCCCGUGACCCCAAUCACCAGCUUCGACGGCUCCCAGCCGCAGGACUCCCACUCUGGACUGGCCAGUCUGGAGUCGGGUCUCAGCCACCUGGAUGUGGACGACUGGGACUUCUGACGGUGGAGGACGAGGCGGAGAGACGCUCAUGGGAUUUGGAUGGGAAACUCUCUGAGCGUACUGGACGAGAUGUGUUUUUGUAUUGGUCCCCUUGUAAAUAAUUUAAAUCUCAAACUAAAAGGAGUCGCUGUUCUCAGACAAAGGUUGAAAGCCAGCAGCCAUUUUGCCUCUUUUUUGGAGUCUCUCACACACGCUUAUGUUCCCUAGAUAUGUUCAGACUCUUGCAUUGCACUGAUGGCCUCUCUAUUUUUCACACACACACACGUUUACAAAACACAACUCCUCUAUUCCUCGUGCUGCUGCUGAGGAUUCAGAGGAGAAUCUGUGGGUGUAGAUGUAGCCGAGACCUAAAGAUUCUCAUAAAAUGGAUCUGUGGGAAACUGCUACUAAACAUUCAGAGGGGGGGUACUCUACCUCUCUGCACGUAGCCCAUCUGCUCAGUGAAACCACCAUAAGGGUGAACACCAGUCCUCACAGCUCAGUCAGCCUUCUGCAGAUGGAAAGCUUCUCCCACGGGUCAGCUAAAUUAACAGAAUGUUGUACGCAUUUCCUAACUCUCCGCCCGUGUUGAAGUGUAAACUCCAUCUCAUGCUCUCCAUGUCUCUUUUGUUGCACAGAGGUUAAGCAUGACAUCUGUUUUAAGUUUAACCUUCAGAGCUUCGCAGUUUGUAUUCUCUUGAACUUGCUCCGGGGCGUGAUGUUACUUAUGCGAGAAGUGAAUGUUGCAUUGUUGCUUGUUUUGUCUGCAUGUGGACAUUUGAAAGCUCAGUGUUGCAAAAAUGUCAAGCUUGACUUUUAACAAUAAACGUUGUUCACUUUCA